GUGUGUGUGCGGAGGGCCUGAGCAGCUGCAGUUUGUGACUGGCUGGGGGUCCUGGCAGGUGGCAGCGUCAAGCCUGGAAUGUUUAAUCGGGCCGGGAGAGCCUUUGCCUGUUGAUGGCGCCUUGGCAAGGAGCACAGGGAGCGACAGGUGUCACUGAUGGGAUGCUCUUGUGACCUUAGAGAGGAAGGAUCCCAGGGGUUAGGGCACCUGCCCAGGACCCAGGUCGGCUCCCUACCCUGCUGCAGGCUCCCCAUGGGACCUUGAACAAGUUCCUGGCCUGCCUCGGUUCCCAUGGGUAACGUGGGGACGGCAGCCCAGCCCUGGGAGGGUCACUGCGGAUUGUGAGGUGCUGGGGCCAUUGAGGCACCUUAGGGUGAGAGAUCUGAGUAUGUGUCCCUCCUGUCUUGGCUCGGGCACCGUCGAGGCCCAGACUGUCAUGCCCCGUCCCUCGGGGGUGCUCGGGUUGGGAGGAGGCAGUGGGGGAGUGCGUGGCUGUGCUGGCCAAGGCGCUGCCUGGGCUCCCCAGUGCUGCGUGUGGUGUUCUGUGUUCUAGGUUUUAGCCUCUCGGGGAAUACGGGAAGCUGAACCCAUCAGCUGGGCUGGGAUCUCAAAUGUGCACAUGCAGAGGCCAGCACGUGGCUCACUGGCAAGGGACUGCAGCUGGAGCCGAGAAGGCAGAAGUUCAGGGCAAGGCUUCCCUGUGCCAGCGCCUGGUGGGGAGGGGAUGUGAUGGGCUAGAGAGAGCCCUACUGGGAGGGGCUGUCAGAUGUGACCCAUGCCGUUUCCCAGACCUCCCAGGACAGCAGAGGCUGGCUGGGGAGGAAGCGGCGCUCUGGGACCCCUCCUGAGGUGCCUGAAGCCGGAUUUCCCUGGCUGGUGGCUCUGCAGAUGCCCGAAGGCCUCCUCAUGUUCGCGUGCACCAUCGCUGACAUCAUUGAAAGGUUCACCGGUGCCGAGGUGGUGGUGAUGGGAGACGUGACCUAUGGUGCGUGCUGUGUGGAUGACUUCACGGCCAGGGCCCUUGGGGCCGACUUCAUGGUGCACUAUGGACACAGCUGCCUGGUUCCCAUUGACGCCACGCAGGGGGUGAAGAUGCUCUAUGUGUUUGUGGAUAUCAAGAUCGACACGUCCCACUUCGUGGAGACCAUCCACUUCAACUUCCCCAAGGGCGCCUGCCUGGCUCUUGUCAGCACCAUCCAGUUUGUCUCCGCUUUGCAGGCGGCAUCCCAGGUGCUGCGCUCUGAGUACAAGGUCAGCAUCCCGCAGUGCAAGCCGCUCUCGCCAGGCGAGAUCCUGGGCUGCACAUCUCCCCGGCUGGGGCCGGACACAGACGCCAUUGUGUACCUGGGGGAUGGGCGCUUCCACCUGGAAUCGGUCAUGAUUGCCAACCCCCGAGUUCCCGCUUACAGGUACGACCCCUACAGCAAAGUCUUCUCCAGGGAGCACUACGCCCAUGAGCGCAUGCAGCAUGCCCGGCAGGAGGCCAUCCACACCGCUGCCCGCGCCCGGAGCUGGGGACUCAUUCUUGGGACCCUGGGGCGCCAGGGCUCCACCUCCAUCCUGCAGCACCUGGAGGCGCGGCUCCAAGCCCUGGGCCUCCCGUUCGUCAGGGUGCUGCUCUCGGAGAUCUUCCCUAGCAAGCUGCAGCUGUUCCCCAAUGUGGACGCGUGGGUGCAGGUGGCUUGUCCCCGGCUCUCCAUUGACUGGGGAGGAGCCUUCAGCAAGCCACUGCUCACACCCUAUGAGGCUGCUGUGGCUCUGAAGGAAAUCGAGUGGCAGCAGACUUAUCCCAUGGAUUUCUACGCCGGCCAGUCCCUAGGGCCCUGGACAGUCAACCAUGCCAGCCACCAGUCCCAGAGGGGCACCAGCCAGCCCACGCAGGGUGAUGCUGGGGAACAUGGCCAGAAACCUGACCCAGCCAAGGCCUCACCCCUCCCCUUUCACCCUAGGCCAGGGAGCAGCAACCUUUGGCAUGCGGCCCGUGGGCUGAGGGAUGUGCUGGCCUCCGCUUCCCGCAGCCCCCAUUGGCCUGGACCGGCAAACCGCGGCCAGUGGGAGCUGCGAUCGGCCGAACCUGCAGACACUGCAGGUAAACAAACCGGCCUGGCCCGCCAGCGGAUUUCCCUGACCGGCCCGCACCAAAGGCUGCCGAUCCCUGCCGUAGGCAGUCAGGAGGCCUGCUACUGUGCACAGGAGAAACAUCCUGUGCUGCCUGCACCUGGCCACCAGAAGGCACCAGAGGACUGCAGGUGCUCAGAGCGCCGCACACAACAGAGGAAGCUGCCUGAACCAGUGGUACCAGUGGAUGCUGGUGUGGGGAAGCAAUGCACCGACUGCAGCUGUCAAGACAAGGCCUCAUUGCAGCCACAGCACCCCUGAACCCCCAAGCCAUGGGGAUAUUGGCAGGUACAGCCCUGCAGUUACCAGCCUGGAAAAAAGCGCACCCAGCUUUGCUCUCAGGAAGGGCUGUCUCUGACUUCAGACCUGGUGAAAGGGGCCAGUUCAACAGCCCUGUAGAUUGAUGACUGGCACCCAGAGUAGGCAGUGGCAGGGCCCCUCUCACACUGCCCUGGGAAACCAUCUCUCAGUGUCUGGCCCAUUCAGCCCGAAGUGUCUCCACGGAGGCUGCCUGAAAGGACCAGCUGUAGCAGUGGUUACUGUGAUAGGGACUGUUCCCUGGGCACUGGACUGAGAUCCCCCCAUUGAGGAACAGCUGUGCCCAGACCAUGAUUAAUUUGCAUUGAAACGCCCUGUGUGUACAACAGAGAGGUGGAAAUGGUGCACGCAAAGGCCCUUCAACUCUGCUGGGUUUCGGACGUAGUCUCACUAACUGGGGAUGUUUAGAAGCACAAAGUUGGGAACAGUGCUGAGGUUCCGAUUGCACCCCGUUUGCUGUCUGGGGAAGAUUGAUUUUACGCCAACACACUGCUCCGUUCCCCUCGGUGCCUCAGCCCCCGUGUACAGACAUCAAGGCUCAGUCUGGGGGUGGCAGUGAACUCCAACUUACACACUGUGGUUACCUUGAUAAAUUUGCCAGUUGCAGUGGAGGGACAGAUUCUUUAUCAGUUUGUGUUUCACCUUCCGUAGUUUGCAAAAUCCUCUUUGAAACUUGGAAAUGAAGUGUCCUCCAGCCCCAGAGGCCUUUGACAUGUGGGCAGAUGUGGACUCUCCUCCUGGGGCCUUGGUUCUACUCACAGAGCAGCCUUCACCUGCUGUUACUAGUGCCUGCCCAGGGUUGCUCCUGAUUAUAUGGACAUAAAGGAGAAGAGAAACAA
Molecule: messenger RNA, 3275 nt
Organism: Chelonia mydas (Green sea turtle)
Lineage: Eukaryota; Metazoa; Chordata; Testudines; Cheloniidae
Gene: DPH1
Product: diphthamide biosynthesis 1
Exons: 13
Coding region: 889-2379 (496 amino acids)
Biological process (GO): protein histidyl modification to diphthamide
Molecular function (GO): 2-(3-amino-3-carboxypropyl)histidine synthase activity
Source: RefSeq, a predicted model, not a curated record